Messenger RNA from Juglans regia (Persian walnut), 906 nucleotides. Its product is annotated as non-specific lipid-transfer protein-like protein At5g64080. Lineage: Eukaryota; Viridiplantae; Streptophyta; Magnoliopsida; Fagales; Juglandaceae. The coding region runs from base 173 to 724 and encodes 183 amino acids. The record is from RefSeq and is a predicted model, not a curated record. Gene Ontology annotation, biological process: lipid transport. The transcript has 3 exons. Gene Ontology annotation, molecular function: lipid binding.
UUUUCUUUGCGCUGCCAAAGACUCUCAUCAUCAAAUUCCCACUUCCCUUAUUUAACGCAACCCCCCACGAUUCCACAUUCCCCACAUUCUCCCAACUCCCUUCUCCAAUCUCUCCAAGAAGCCAUUUUUCUAUCUCUGCUCUCUCUCUCUUUCUCUCUGUGUGAAAGCAAAAAUGGCAGCAAAGCUAAGCCUUUCUCUAGUUAUGUGUGUGUUGGCCAUCUCGGCCGUUGAUUUUGCGCAAGGUGCGUCCUCACAACACGCCCCAGCGCCGUCCGUGGACUGUUCCAGCCUGAUCUUGAACAUGGCUGACUGCUUGUCCUUCGUCUCCGAAGGUAGCACCACAACCAAGCCAGAGGGAAAUUGUUGUGUUGGCCUCAAGACUGUGCUCAAGGCUGAUGCAGCCUGCCUCUGUGAGGCCUUCAAGAGCAGUGCUUCUCUGGGUGUGGUCUUGAAUGUCACCAAGGCUAUGGCCCUUCCCGCUGCUUGCAAAGUCUCUGCUCCCGCAGCCGCAAACUGCGCACUGUCUUUGACUCCUGCUGCUGCUCCUUCUGAUCUCUCACCGGAAGCUUCUCCAGUUUCGGUUGCUGCCCCUCCCGAGGCCACUUCUGGAGAGAAUGAGAUAGCACCGUCUCCAGCUCCAGGGAGCUCCGGUUCUUCAGUGCUCGCUAUUUCAGUCGGAUCCCUACUUGUUGGCUUAGUGGUUGCAUCAUUUUCUAGUUUCUGAGCUGCUGCCAGUGUCAAUUUUGUGAGAGCCAGAAGAGAUGAUCCGAGGGAGAAUUGUCUUGUUUAUCUUAAAUUUACUUAUUGAGAUUGUGUACGAGGAGUGGUCAUGACUAAAGUAGAUAGAAUUCAUUUUGUGGACCACUUGAGUUGAAACCUGCUUCAAAGUUUGGAUUAUUUCUGACA